AUUUUGUAAAACCUUUUCGUUUAUGAAACCGACUCUAUACUAUUGGUCAAUAAUAUAAUUUGAUAAUGCUAUUUAAAAACAGUAACACAAAAAUAAAAAAUAAAAAAUAAAAAACAGACAAUUGUGAAAAAGGAGGGGGCAUUAUUAUUAUGGCUUCGUUCUCCCUUAUCUCUUCCAGUUUGAUCUGCUGCGACUUUCUUUGAACCUCGCGCCCGUCACGAGCACAUCGUACCAGUCUCUGCUACAGAUGCAAAAAUCCAAGCACUCCUACCUCCAAUCUUUACCCGGGUUCUCCAACCAUUAGGUUUUUGAUCUCUGUUCAACUCCUUAAUCGCGCAGCAGAAAGCAGAGAGAGAUGAAGAGGCAUCACCGUGAUUCUUCUGCUGGCGGCGGCGGCAGAUACGACGGCUGUGUUAGCGGUGGGGAUGGCGCGGCAAAGGGCGGCGAAGGGUGGCCUAUGGCUGCAGGUAAGGCGAAGAUAUGGGAAGAAGAGCCGGACGGAGGGAUGGAUCAGCUGCUGGCCGUGUUGGGUUACAAGGUCCGGUCGUCGGACAUGGCGGAUGUGGCUGAGAAGCUCGAGCAGCUGGAGAUGGUGAUGGGCACAGCUCAGGAAGAUGGGAUUUCUCACCUUUCCAGCGACACUGUGCAUUACAACCCGUCCGAUCUCUCCGGUUGGGUCCACAGUAUGCUUUCCGAGCUCAAUUUUCCCAAUCCCCAGAACGCCUUCGACCCUUCUGUGAUUAUCCAGGACCAACUGAUCGACAACCCCAUCGUCGCUCCGGCGGAGUCCUCCACCGGCCAAAAUCAAGAGCCUCAACAUCAGUCUAGUCUCUACGAGGACCGGUCUGAGUUGUAUGAUCUCAGCGCGAUUCCCGGCGAUGCCCUUUAUAAUAACAAAAGCAAAAGUAGCAGCAACAAGCGGAUGAGAUCUUCAAUUGAAUCUGAUUCCUCUAAUUCUCAGCCUUCGACUUCAUCGACCGUGGCCGUUGCAGGUGGGUGCGAAUCGACGAGGCCGGUGGUGUUGCUGGAUUCGCAGGACACCGGCGUCCGCCUUGUCCACACUUUGCUCGCCUGUGCCGAGGCCGUUCAGCAAGAUAAUUUGAAGCUCGCCGACGCCCUCGUCAAGCACAUAAGCCUGCUCGCCCAGUCGCAGGCCGGCGCCAUGCGCAAGGUCGCUACCUACUUCGCUGAAGCCCUCGCUCGCAGAAUUUACAGAAUAUAUCCUCAAGACUCUCUAGAUCACUCCUACACGGAUAUGCUUCAGAUGCAUUUCUACGAGACCUGCCCCUACCUGAAAUUCGCCCACUUCACCGCCAAUCAAGCCAUUCUCGAAGCCUUCUCCGGCGCCGAUAAAGUUCACGUCAUCGAUUUUGGGCUAAAACAGGGGAUGCAGUGGCCGGCGUUAUUGCAGGCCCUCGCAUUGCGAACCGGCGGCGCGCCGACGUUUCGGCUAACUGGAAUCGGGCCCCCGCAGCCGGAGAACUCCGACACGUCGUUACAGCAGGUGGGUUGGAAAUUGGCUCAGUUAGCUCGGAAUAUUGGGGUGGAGUUUAAAUUUAAUUGGGUUGUGGCCGAAAGUUUAGCGGAUCUGGAGCCCUCCCUUCUCGGAAUCCGGCCGCCGGAGGUGGAGGCGUUGGCGGUGAACACCGUGUUCGAGCUUCACCCCCUCUUGGGACGGCCGGGGGCAGUGGAGAAAGUGCUCGCCUCCGUCAAGGCGAUGAGGCCCAAGAUUGUGACCGUCGUGGAGCAAGAAGCGAACCACAACGGACCGGUCUUCUUGGACCGGUUCACGGAGGCGUUGCACUACUACUCGACACUGUUCGACUCGCUGGAGGGUUCCGGGUUGAGUCAACCCAGCAACAGCCCGGACCGGGUGAUGUCGGAGAUGUAUCUGGGCCGUCAGAUCUGCAACGUGGUGGCGUGCGAGGGGUUGGAGCGGUUCGAGAGGCACGAGACGCUGACUCAGUGGCGGACUCGGAUGGAGUCGGCAGGAUUCGACCCGGUCCACCUGGGGUCGAACGCGUUCAAGCAGGCAAGCAUGUUGUUAGCUCUGUUUUCGGGCGGGGAGGGGUACCGGGUGGAGGAGAACGACGGGUGCCUCAUGCUUGGGUGGCACACACGAUCGCUCAUUGCCACCUCGGCGUGGCAACUCAGCGCCGUCGUUUCGUAAGCGAGUCAACUCAGUUGGGUGAGGCCGAAUCGGUAGUUAUCGGACACUACAACCCCACAAAUAAUGAAGGGUAACGCCGUGUUGGGUUGUGACGGACUGCUACUCCCCCCAUAAUCUUUUUGGCUUUCUUAGAAAAUCAUUUUGUUUAUUAAUUUUCGUGGGUUGAAGGGUUUUUUUUUUUUUAAUGUAUUUUGUAAGUUUUUCUGUUUUUUUUUUUUCCCCUGCCAAUGUAUCUAAUGUAAACUUAUUCUAAUUAAAAUAAAAACUUGAGUAUGUUGCAUAUA
Molecule: messenger RNA, 2454 nt
Organism: Malania oleifera
Lineage: Eukaryota; Viridiplantae; Streptophyta; Magnoliopsida; Santalales; Ximeniaceae
Product: DELLA protein GAI
Exons: 1
Coding region: 356-2170 (604 amino acids)
Biological process (GO): regulation of reactive oxygen species metabolic process; negative regulation of gibberellic acid mediated signaling pathway; negative regulation of seed germination
Cellular component (GO): nucleus
Molecular function (GO): sequence-specific DNA binding; DNA-binding transcription factor activity
Source: RefSeq, a predicted model, not a curated record